Penicillium cinerascens is the source of this 1293-nucleotide messenger RNA. RefSeq lists its product as uncharacterized. The transcript has a single exon. Gene Ontology annotation, biological process: mitotic cell cycle; regulation of DNA-templated transcription. The record is from RefSeq and is a predicted model, not a curated record. The coding region runs from base 1 to 1293 and encodes 430 amino acids. Gene Ontology annotation, cellular component: nucleus; chromatin. Gene Ontology annotation, molecular function: DNA binding. Lineage: Eukaryota; Fungi; Ascomycota; Eurotiomycetes; Eurotiales; Aspergillaceae.
AUGGCGCGCGCGGCCGUUCUACCACCGUCUCCUGUCAAACGGGGAGCUCGAACGGCUCCUCGGACGACUUUGACAAAGACCACCGCUUCUUCCAACGCGAAGAAGAAGGCGCCGGCCAGAGCACCCGCGAAAAGCGCUCCCUUGUCAGAUUCAGACGAUACCGAGGAUGAGCUCGGUAUGAUGAUGAAGGAACAACAGCCGCCUGCUCGACCCCGUGGAAGACCUGCUGCACGACCUGCUGGCCGACCUGCCGCAAAACCUACGGCCCGUGGCAAGAAAGCAACGCCACCCCCGGCUGCUGAAGAGUCACACGCUGAAAGUGACGACGACGAAGCUGCGAAACCAGAACCCCCGAAGAAGCGUGUUGGAAGACCUAGAAAGAAUCCAUUGCCAGAGGAGCCUGCUGUCGGCAAAACCGAGACAGCACCGAAGCCCAGAGGACGACCGAAGGGUUCUCAGAAUGCUCCAAAAACGGCUGCCACGCGCAAGAAUAUCCGGAAGGCUGCUGAAGUAGAGACCACCCAGGAUGACUCAGAGCCCAAGAAGAUUAUCGUAAACCCGAACGUCAUACGGUCCAAUAUCCUCCGCGGCCCUGCAAAGAAGAAGACCGUGACGUUCCAAGAUGUGUCUGGCCAGGGAUCAGAGGACGAGCAGCCGGCUGUUCCAGCCGAUGGACGGAAAAAGACUGCCACAAAGGGUGCUGACAAGGCUGGACUCGGGGCAACUCCUGUUCGCAAGAAUGCGACCACAGUUGGCCGGGGACGCAAGCCCGCUACAGCGAAGAAGGGUGCAUCUCAACCUCUGUCCCCCAAGAAGGCGAAGCAAAUGGCCAAGUCUCUCUCCGCGUAUGCCAGCUCUGACGGUGAAGAGGAUGAGCUGAGCGCCGCGAAGGAUGAUAUCAAGAGCCCACUCAAGCUUGUCGUCCACUCACCCACCAAAGAUACUCCUGAGAACAUGGGGUUGGCAUCUCCUGUACGCAAGAUAAACUUCACACCAAAGAAAGUCUUCAGCAUUGUCGACGAAAAUGGCGAACCAAAACUCCCAACGCCUAAACACGGAUCAGCGGCUACAGGCCUUAGCUCCCCAGUGAGGAGAAUUAACUUCACUCCCAAUCACAGCCGGAACGCCACCGCUGACAAUGGCCAUCUUGCUCUUCCUGUCGGAAAAUCGAUUAAUUUCAGUGACUCAGUCUUCAUGUCCAGCCCAGCGAGGCGGCCGGAGGCAUCUCCCUUCCAAUUCAACCUCAGGGAUACCCCCCAACGGUGGCCUUUCAAAGUCUGUCCCGGCGCCUAA